AUGGCACGGCUAGUAACCUUGCUGGGACUGUUUGCACUCUUGGCUGCGGCCACUGUUGUUUGUGUGACCGAUGAUGAUGUCGAAGCGCUGUCUUGUGGAUACGUUAGUUCCCAACUGAAUCCAUGUGUGGGAUACAUAACCAACUUGGCGAAUAAACCAAGCAGUGCUUGCUGUAAUGGAGUGAAAAAGGUGAGCAAUGGCGCGCGUACGAAAAAAGAUCUCAUAGCUGUUUGUAACUGCAUCAAAGCAGAACUCCGCAAGCUCGGAAAGAAAUCAAAUGCUUCUCGAAUCGCCAAUCUUCCACAUCAAUGUGGAGUCUCCAGGAAUUUCCCCCCCAUUGAUCCUCACUACAAUUGUGCUCGUUGGAAGAUCAUGGGGAAGUUCAUAGUCGAAAUUGAGGAAGCAAAAGAAAUUGAGGUUCAAAAGGGUGAUGGAAAGACUAGAGAAUGUUAUUCAAGGGGUCCAGUUUAUAGGAGUUCAUUAGCAAAAGAUGGGUUUAAGCCUCUUGCUCCAGGACUUGACUGUUGUUGGGACAUUUUCUUUAAGUCUGCCAAGGAUUAUGCCGGAAAUCGGAUGCUGGGAGAGCGUGAGAUGGUUAAUGGAAAGGCUGGUAAAUAUGUUUGGAUGACAUAUAAAGAAGUGUUUGAUUUGGUUUCCAAGGUGGGGAAUUCCAUUCGCAGUUGUGGCGUUACACCAGGUGACAAAUGUGGAAUUUAUGGUGCCAAUUGCACGAAAUGGGUCGUCAGUAUGCAGGCCUGCAACGCUCAUGGACUUUACUGUGUUCCUUUAUAUGAUACACUUGGUGCUGGUGCUAUUGAGUAUAUAAUUUGUCAUGCAGAGGUUUCCAUAGCUUUUGUGGAAGAAACUAAAGUUUCUGAGGUGUUAAAAACAUUUCCAUCAUCUGGAAAGUACCUGAAAACCGUUGUGAGCUUUGGCAGGGUUUCCCGCGAACAACAGGAGGUUUCUAUGAAUUUUGGAUUGAAAAUCUUCUCUUGGGAUGAGUUUUUGCUACUGGGACAAGGCCAGCAAUUUGAUCUUCCGGCAAAGAAGAAGACAGAUAUCUGCACAAUAAUGUACACCAGUGGAACUACUGGUGACCCGAAAGGAGUGAUGAUUUCCAAUGAGGCCAUCCUUUCCAUCAUAUCAGGCGUAGAUCAUCAACUGGAAAGCAUAAGUGAAGAGUUCAGCGAAAAAGAUGUCUACCUGUCGUAUCUUCCUUUAGCACACAUAUUUGAUCGUGUGGUUGAAGAAUUGCUGAUCAACAGAGGCGCCUCCAUAGGGUUCUGGCAUAAGGAUGUUAAACAAUUGCUUGAUGACAUAAAAGAGCUCAAACCGACCGUAUUUUGUUCUGUCCCUCGAGUGUUAGAUAGAAUAUAUUCGGGUUUGACAGAGAAGGUUUCUUCUUCUGGACUUCUCAAGUCUACAUUAUUCAAUGUCGCCUACUCAUACAAACUGCGAAACAUGAGCAAAGGGUACAAACAUUCGGAAGCAGCACCAAGGCUAGACAAAAUCAUUUUCAGUAAGGUGAAAGAAGGUCUUGGAGGGAAUAUUCGUCUCAUAUUAUCUGGAGCUGCACCUCUGUCUUCCACUGUGGAAACCUAUCUACGAGUUGUCACAUGUGCUCAUGUGGUUCAAGGAUAUGGUUUGACAGAAACCUGCGCUGGUUCAUUUGUGGCAAGGCCUGAUGAACUAUCAAUGGUAGGUACAGUUGGCCCUCCGUUGCCAAUUGUGGAUGUGUGCCUUGAAUCGGUCCCUGAAAUGGGAUAUGACGCGCUUGCAAGCACGCCUCGUGGGGAGAUUUGUAUAAGGGGAAAGUGUUUGUUUUCAGGCUACUACAAGCGCGAGGAUCUCACGAAAGAAGUCAUGGUCGAUGGAUGGUUUCACACAGGGGAUAUUGGCGAAUGGCAACCAGAUGGUAGUAUGAAAAUUAUUGACAGAAAGAAAAACAUCUUUAAGCUUUCCCAAGGAGAAUAUGUUGCAGUUGAAAAUCUAGAGAACAUUUAUGGCCUUGCUACUUGCAUUGAUUCGAUAUGGGUCUAUGGUAGCAGCUACGAGUCAUUUCUGGUUGCCGUUGUCAACCCUAACGCUGAAGUACUCGAAUCCUGGGCCGAGGAGAAUGGCAUAACUGCAGAAACAUUUGAUGCGCUUUGUGAAAAUCCAAUGGCAAAAGACUACAUUCUAAAAGAACUAACCAAGAUUGGGAAAGAAAAACAGCUGAAGGGCUUUGAGUUCAUCAAAGCUGUACAUCUGGAUGCAACGCCAUUUGACAUGGAGCGCGACCUUCUUACCCCAACUUAUAAGAAAAAGAGAGCUCCUUUUCUGAAACAUUACAAGCAUAUGGUUGAAGAGCUUUAUAAGAGUGCUAGAUAA
This is a messenger RNA of Oldenlandia corymbosa var. corymbosa, 2370 nucleotides long. Lineage: Eukaryota; Viridiplantae; Streptophyta; Magnoliopsida; Gentianales; Rubiaceae. The record is from the annotation of a GenBank genome assembly.